GCCAUUCCUAUAUCACUUUCCCUUCCCUUCUUUGCCUCUUUCGUAUCGUAUCCACCACCCUCUCUCACUUCAUAAUAUCUCAUACAUCAUAUAUCUAUCUAUAUAUAUGCGCAUACAUAUCAUUUAAUUUCAGAUUCAGAACCAUAUAGAAGCACUUUUUUGGGUUCAUAUUAUAAUAAUUAAUAAUGAACGACCUUCCAAAAUACGAAGCCAAUAGUAGUGCUCUGAGCCCCAUAAAUUUCUUGAAGAGAGCAUCAGCAUGCUAUGCCAACCAAACCUCAGUCAUUUAUGAAGGAACUCACUUCACGUGGCAACAAACCUACGAACGUUGUCGCCGUCUUGCUUCUUCUCUCCGUUCCUUCAACAUUGCCAAGAAUGAUGCUGUGUCAGUGGUGGCCCCUAACAUUCCGGCAAUGUAUGAGAUGCAUUUUGCUGUGCCAAUGGCAGGUGGUGUACUCAACACCAUUAACACUCGUCUUGAUGCUCAUAACAUAGCCACAAUUCUCAAUCAUUCCGAAGCCAAAUUCUUCUUUGUGGACUAUGAAUAUGUCUCCAAGGCAAAAGAAGCACUUCAAUUACUCAACAAUUAUGCCCCCAAAUAUUUUCCACUCGUCAUUCUCAUACAAGACACAAAUUUAGAAAGUAACUCAUCACCCACCAAAAUUACCAAGUUUGGUGAUGAUCAUUAUGAAUAUGAACAAUUGAUCCGAAAGGGUGACCCAAAUUAUGUCCCAAUUGAAAUCAAAGAUGAAUGGGAUCCAAUUGCAUUGAAUUAUACAUCAGGGACUACCUCGUCACCCAAAGGAGUUGUCUACACUCACAGGGGAACAUUUCUUAGUACCUUAAGCAACAUAUUAACAUGGGGUAUGGGAACACAACCGGUUCUCCUAUGGACACUACCCAUGUUCCAUGGUAAUGGGUGGGCCUUCACCUGGGGUGUGGCGGCGCGUGGCGGCACCAAUGUGUGCCUACGUUACACUACAGCCGGCAACAUUUUUAGAAACAUUUCGGAUCAUCACGUGACACACAUGUGUUGCGCCCCUAUAGUCUUUAGUAUUAUCUUGGAAUCCAAGGAAAGCGAGCGCCGGCAGAUUAAAUCCCCGGUGCAAAUCUUAGCCGCAGGAUCGCCUCCGCCGGCGACUCUGCUCCAUCAGAUUGAGUUAAUUGGGUUCCACGUCACACAUUGCUACGGGUUGACUGAGUCAACAGCGGCCGCGCUUUCGUGUGAAUGGAACCACGAGUGGAACAAACUACCAAGAGAGGAACAAGCAAGGUUGAAAUCGUUUCAAGGGAUUGGAUCACUGAUGCUUGAGGAUGUGGAUGUGAAGGAUUUGGAAACAAUGGAGAGUGUGAAAAGGGAUGGGAAAACAAUGGGGGAGAUUGUGUUAAGGAGUAGUGGACUAAUGAAAGGUUACUUGAAGGACAAGCAAUCAACUUUUGAGGCAUUUAAAAACGGUUGGUUCCACACUGGAGACGUAGGGGUUGUGCAUCCUAACGGUUACAUACAAAUCAAGGAUAGGUGCAAGGAUAUAAUCAUUUCUGGAGGAGAAAACAUAAGCAGUAUUGAGGUGGAAUCUGUUCUGUAUAGGCAUCCCAAGAUAUCGGAAGCCGCGGUGGUUGGAAUGCCACACCCAAGAUGGGGGGAGAGCCCUUGUGCAUUUGUGGCAUUGAAGAAGGUGACAGAUUGUGGUGGAGUGAGUGAGGAUGAGAUUAUUGCAUAUUGUAGGGAGAAUUUGCCUCACUACAUGGUUCCAAAGAUGGUCAAGUUUGUGGAGGAGCUUCCAAAGACUUCAACCGGUAAGGUUCAGAAGUUUGAGUUGAGGGAAAUCGCUAAGGCAUUCGUGGAAUCAGAGAACAACACCAAUUACAAGAAUAAUGUUUCACAAGCUGUGUCUCGCCUUUAAUUUGAGGAAUAAUAAUGAUAAAUGUAUUAUUUUGUGUA
Molecule: messenger RNA, 1942 nt
Organism: Arachis duranensis
Lineage: Eukaryota; Viridiplantae; Streptophyta; Magnoliopsida; Fabales; Fabaceae
Product: trans-cinnamate:CoA ligase, peroxisomal
Exons: 2
Coding region: 186-1904 (572 amino acids)
Source: RefSeq, a predicted model, not a curated record